Crotalus tigris (Tiger rattlesnake) is the source of this 3591-nucleotide messenger RNA. RefSeq names its product acyl-CoA thioesterase 9 (gene ACOT9). Bases 1302 to 2876 code for a protein of 524 amino acids. Gene Ontology annotation, cellular component: mitochondrion. Gene Ontology annotation, molecular function: fatty acyl-CoA hydrolase activity. The record is from RefSeq and is a predicted model, not a curated record. Gene Ontology annotation, biological process: acyl-CoA metabolic process. NCBI's taxonomy places the organism in Eukaryota, Metazoa, Chordata, Lepidosauria, Squamata, Viperidae. The transcript has 16 exons.
AAAACAAAACAUAUUAUGGCUAUUUUCUAUUCCAUUAGACAUAAAGAACUACAAGUUUAUUUAUUUUUAUUUGGAAAGUUAUGUUUUUUACUCUACUAUAUAUUUAUAUAAGGAAAAAUGUUUAUGAAAAUGUCAUCUCCUGUGCAGUGUCUUAGUGACAAUCUUGAGGGAAUCCUCUGAUAAUUUCUAGAGGUACAAAGUAAUGAUAGUGGUGUCUGAACAAAUGGACACAGAACUGCAUUAUGAAACAGCAGUACCAUGUAAGCCUAUUCGAAAACAAGACUUAUGGAAUACCAUGGGACAUAUUCCUGGAUUUGAACUCUCUGUGGCUAUUCCACAAAUACUAAAAAUGUCUUAAAGAAAAUUAUAUUACUAUAUCAUCCCAUAAAUUUAUAUUUUUAAUAAGGACUCAACUGAACACUAGGGUUUAGUUUUGUAGAUUAAUAGGUCCCAGUAUCCAAUUUUAGACUGGAUGCAGUUUCAUGUAUGUCUGGCUCUCAGUAUCCUAUCUUAGGACAAAAGUAUCAGAUUAGAUAUUGUAGAAUCAAUUGUAACUUAACUCUUAUUUUUAAUAGUAUCACAGAGGUUAAUCAUCAUAAAGACUCUUCCUCCUAAGAGGAAGGAAUUUUUUGCCAACUCAUGAAGGCAAAGAUGUGUGUCCAAAGGGAAGAAAAAUUGUUUCAGGGUUGACAAAACAAUCUCCAACCCCACCCCUAGGACUUUUACCUUUGCUCCUAAGUGAAAUGCUAGAUUUAACUUGUUUAAUUUCCUUUAAAAAAAAAAGUACUGUAGCAUAUCGCUUUAGGGCAAAGGUAAAUCUACCUUUGUUUGUUCAAUCUUUGUGGCAGUAAAAUAUUGUCUGCUCUAUUACUUUAUUGCAUUAAAAACAUCAAUUUGGUCUUAUCUUAAACACAAAUAUACCUAUAAUUGCCUAAGUUAUUGUUAUAAUCCAUAUAACCUAAAAGGGAAUAUUAUGAUAAAAUAUAUCUAGUUUCAUAGUUGGAACAGGAGAAAAAAAAACAGCAAAAGCUGGAGGGAAAUUAAACAGAACAUAAAUACAAUGCACAUUAUCUAUAAUUAAUCACAAUUACUUAAUUUUAUAACACAUUAAAGGCCAAGCUGAAGCUUUUGUCGAGUUCAGCACAUGAAAACGUGGCACACCCAAAAUGCCCAGUCUUAAAAUGCCAGGAGACCUCAUUUUCUCAAAGAAGAAAUUGUAUGUAAAGAAUAGCAAGAUAAAUGGUAGUCAGGACCCCGGGUAUUAAUGCUACUCUAGUGGGUUUUUGCUGUCGCCCUUGCUGAUGUCUCAUGACAGUCACAUGGCUUCUGGAAGGCUGUUGAUAAAAGUAGCCGGGGUCUGUGGGGAAUCGCAUCGCCUUUCUGGUUCCUGUGAUAAAGCUUCGCUUUCCCCACCUUCUUCCCCCGAUGUCUCCAGAGCCCCGUAUUUUAUAUUAUGCAAAACUUUUUAUGGCUGCUUAUCAGAACAAACUGAGGCGAACCGGACGGCAUUGGGGUUAACUUUAUUAAGGUUUUCCACAGCAGGCGGGGCUGCGUGUGGCGGCCGGGCGAGGCUCCGGGGCCGGCACCAAGCGAGAUGGUUUUCAUUAAGCAAGGCCCAUCCUAUCCUGUUUAGGAUGCUGACAUCAUCCAGCAGUGGUUCCCAGGUUAUUCAGAACAUGGAAGAAGGACAUUUCCCCAUUCAUGUGAAAAAUGUGCGAAGUAAAUUGAGAGAGAUAGUGGGAGCAUCCACCAAUUGGAGAGACCACGUGCAAGCGAUGAAUGAAAGAAAAGCCUUAGAUACACUCCUUGCUAAAACCCAAGCUGACCUGCCCCCUAGGAAAAUGAAAGACAGCUAUAUAGAAGUCAUCUUGCCUUUAGGAAGCCAGCCCGAAAUAAGAGAAAAAUAUCUCAAUAUGCAAAACACUGUCAGGUUUGGUCGAAUUCUUGAAGACCUUGACAGCUUAGGAGUUCUUAUUUGUUAUACUCACACAAAACAUGAAGCUACUUUGAAAUCUCCUUUAUCAAUUGUUACAGCACUCGUGGAUAAAAUUGGUUUAUGGAAACAGCAUAUUCAUCCGGAUUGUGAUAUCAAAUUUACUGGGAAUGUUUCCUGGGUUGGAAAAACUUCAAUGGAAGUGAAGAUACACAUGCUUCAGUUACUUGAUGGAAUCUAUUGCCCUGUGUUAGAUGCAACUUUUGUCAUGGUCGCCCGUGAUCCAGAAAAUAAAAGACCAGCAUUUGUCAAUCCAUUAAUUGUUGAAACCCCGGAGGAAGAAAAAAUCUUCAGGGAAGGAGAAAAGAACAAGAUCAGGCGGCUUGAAUCUAGUAGGGCUUCUUUAUUGAAGGUUGCACCUACUGAAGAUGAAAGAAAUAUUAUCCACAAUAUAUUCCUGAAUACUCUGGAUUCAAGGACAGUAAGUUUUCGUAGUCGGAUAUUGCCACCCAAUUCAGUAUGGAUGCAAGACACAAAAUUAAAGGGUUUGGAGAUCUGCCAUCCACAGGAACGUAACAUUUUCAACAGAAUCUUUGGAGGCUUUCUCAUGAGAAAAGCAUAUGAACUUGGAUGGGCUACUGCCUACAGCUAUGGAAACUCCAGACCUUAUGUGGUAGCUGUAGAUGAUAUUAUGUUUCAAAAACCAGUUGAAAUUGGAUCCUUACUAUUACUUUCUUCCCAGGUAUGUUAUACUGAAAAAAAUAACAUCCAGGUUCGGGUGCACAGUGAAGUUUAUGAUCCAGACACCAGGGUCCACCAUACAACCAAUGUCUUCCAUUUCACAUUUAUGAUAGAGAGGGAAAUACCAGAUGUUGUUCCCAAGACAUAUGGUGAAUCUAUGUUGUAUUUGGAUGGAAAACGGCACUUUGAAAACACAGCAUAGGAUCAGCACAGAAUUACAGCUUUGGAUGGCCUUGGAAACUUCAACUAUAGUGGUUAUCAGAAAGAACAAAAGUAUUUUAACUCCAAAAACUUCAAAAACAGUACAGAAAUAUUAUAAAACAUUUUAGAUUUCUAAUCAGGUAUUUUUGUUACUAUUUAUACAAAUAUUUUAAUAUUCUCAUUGCAUAUAUUCUUCAUAUGUUUAAGCAUAAAACAAAUAUAGAAUAUCUUGCUGAGGAUCCAAUUAUGAUUGGGAUGGAUAAAAUAUUGUGUAAAUAAAUAAUCAGUAGCAAUAAAAAAAAAGCUACGUUUGAGUAGGAAGUAUAGAAAAUAGUAUGGAAUAAUGCUCCUGAAUAUCUUUUAUAUCUUUUAAAAACUUGUACAUUAUUUAAACUCAUAUGCAGCAUAUAGUGGGGACACUAUAUUGGGCCAAUUAAGACAUUUCCCCCCUUUCCCUUUGGAUUCAUACAAAAUCUCAUUGUGCUGAUUGGUAGUUGUUUUUUUUUGUUUUUUUUUAUUAGAAAGUUUUGGUAAGCUUGGUUCUUUCUAUUUGUACAAUCUCCCUGUCCUGUCCUGGUACUGAUAGUAAAAUGUGAUCCUUAUAUAAAGUGCUGAUUUCUUACUAAGACAAAUCAGAAACUGAAAAUAGUGCUGUUUUCAUAAUAAUAAACUAUGACCAACUCCUGCGGCCACAGGAAGGUUUUUGGAUUAAUAAA